Molecule: messenger RNA, 1239 nt
Organism: Drosophila montana
Lineage: Eukaryota; Metazoa; Arthropoda; Insecta; Diptera; Drosophilidae
Product: mucin-2
Exons: 2
Source: RefSeq, a predicted model, not a curated record
AAUCAGCCUGUAACUCCUUAUCCUCCCGUUCAACCCCAACCUGCUCCGUGCCCAAAUCAACCUGUGACUCCCUAUCCUCCCGUUCAGCCCCAACCUUCACCUUGUCCAAAUCAACCUGUGACUCCCUAUCCACCCGUUCAACCCCAACCUGCUCCGUGCCCAAAUCAACCUGUGACUCCCUAUCCACCCACUCAGCCCCAACCUUUACCUUGUCCAAAUCAACCUGUAACUCCUUAUCCCCCAGUUCAACCUGAGACCACAAAAAGACCCUAUAAGCCUCCUACUACUACUACCACUCGACCAAACACCACAACCAGAAAGACAACGACAACUAGAAAGACAACGACCACACCGCCGCCGCCGCCGCCUGCUCCUCUGCGUAUCUGCCCGCGAGGCACAGUCCUUAUAAAUGACAACUGCCGUCUGGUAUAUUGCGGCUCGAAGGUCUACUCGAACGGGCGUUGUGUGAAGCCGCAGUGCCCCAAGGGCACUUACUGGACGGGCCAGAAGUGCGCACUGCCCGAGCCCAUUGAGUUGAGUCCCAUUCACCUACAGCGAACGAUCAUCAACGAGAACUCGAAGAAUACGCCCGACUUGGUGCUAAAUAAUGUGCAGCAUUUGACAGUCAAUGCCUCGCUCACGCUACCAACAGAUUACAGGGAUUACGAGGAGGAAUCCGAGGAGGAGGAGGAAGUGGAGGAGCCAACACCUCCGCCAUCAACGCCAACCAAAUGCUGCACUGUGAUUGCGCCGCGCACCUGCCGCUGUCCGGCGGACAGCGAUCGCUGGCAAUGCUACAAUCCGAGGCAGCAACAAUGCGGCGACAUCUGUAGCGCCCCCAAGGUAGCGAUAAGGCCAGCAGGUGUGAGCACCUGGAACGACAACCAUGCCCAGAUGCUCACCAUGCCGCCCAACUGGAACGCGGGCUGUCAAGUGCAGGGCAACUGCGCGCAAGCCGCAGAGAGGUAUGACUGCAGCGGCUGUGCUUCGGGCGAGAUGUCCUCCUGUUCCCCCUACUGCUACGACUACCGCUGCAACAGCCCCAACUGUGCCUACUACGAUCAAGAACAAUUUUGCGAUUCGCCACAAUUUGCCGACUCCGUGGGCUGCCGUCGUCAGGAUGGCUGGCGUCGAUAGGCCAAUAUAUAGGUCAAUAGGUGUUUUAUAUGUAAAAAUGAAAAUAUGGUCUGUUUUUUCUUUUGUUCUGCAAAUAAACAAAAUAAAACCUGUAUUUUUAAA